UGUGCUGUGCUGUGUGUGUGUGGGGCCGGCCCGGCCCAGCCCAGCCGCUUGGAACGCACUGUAUCAAUUCCGGGCAACACUGACACACGGUCGCCAUGAUUCUGAUUUCCUCCAUUGUUACACUUGGGUGCAGUAAUCCAUGAUGGAUAAGAUAUUGGAAGCACUCAUCAUUUCUUCGCACUCCCUACCUGUGAAGAAGGGGAUUGUGAAGAAAGUGGUCGAUGCAGCUGAGAACUCAGUUGACCGGGAGCAAUGCAAGGCCAUGUUUCAUCUCACCACUCGGCUGAUUCUAAUCGGGGAGGACAACUUUCAGAAACAAGUGGGUCAUCAGGUACUUGAUGCCUAUGCCAGAUACCACCGUUGUGAAUUUGAAGAAUUCUUUAACAAGGGCUUUAUCCUAAACCUUUUGCAGCAAGGUUAUGGAUCAUUGGACAAGAAAAACAUUGGCAUCAUCGACUAUAUCCACAUGGGAUUAAAACUUAUAAUGAGUUGUCCUUCUGUGCUUGAAAUCUUCAGCUUCAUGCACACUGAGGUUCUGCGACUAGUUUGUGAGAGGCCAGAGCCUUUGCUGUGUGCUAAGCUGAGCGAGUUGUUGUCUGACUUUGUGCACUGCAUCCCGAGGGGGAAAUCUGCGGUGCUUUUUUGCCAGCAAUUAGUAAGGACAAUCAGCCAGUUCCAGUGCAAUGCCACACAGGAGGAAGAGAUCCGUGGAUUCAUUUCUCAGGUGAACAAAGUAAGCAAUUUGCUGCAAAGCAUUUGGAAAGCUGAGCCUGGUGCGCUUCUACCUUCUCUACAAGAGGUGUUUGUAAUAAUCUCUGCCACAGAUUCCAUAUUCGAACCAUCUAUAGCUCUAGCAAGUCUUGUUCAGCACAUCCCGUUGCAAAUGAUAACAGUUCUCAUUAGGAGCCUAAUCACAGAUCAAAAUGUUAAAGAUGCCAGCAUGACUUGUGCUCUCUGCAGGAUGAUUGAUUGGCUGUCUUGGCCAUUAGCUCAGCAUGUUGAAACAUGGGUGAUUGCAUUACUCAAGGGAUUGGCUUCUGUCCAGAAAUUCACCAUCCUCAUAGAUGUCACUCUGCUUAAAAUUGACCAGGUAUUUCAGCGACUUUGGUAUCCCAUCGUGCGGCCCGGAGCUUUAGUGGUUCUUUCCCACAUGCUGCUCAGCUUUCAACAUUCUCCAGAAGCUUUUCAUUUAAUUGUACCUCACAUCAUAAAACUGGUUCAGGUUUUGAAAGAUGAAGCUUCACCGGCCCGUAAAAUCUUCCUCGUGCAAUUGACUGAGUUGGUGCAUUGUAUGAUGUAUCAGUACUCUGGCUUCCCUGAUUUGUAUGAACCCAUUCUUGAGGCCAUUAAGGAUUUGCCAAAACCUUCUGAAGAAAAAAUGAAGCUCACUCUUAAUCAAAGUGCCUGGACGUCGCACUCCAAUUCUCUGGCAUCUUGUUUGUCAAGGCUGUCUGGAAAAUCUGAAACUGGGAAAACUGGGUUAAUAAACCUGGGCAACACGUGCUAUAUGAAUAGUGUAAUUCAAGCAUUAUUUAUGGCCACAGAUUUCAGGAGAUCCGUUUUAUCACUUAAUCUGAAUGGAUCGCGACCUUUGAUGAGAAAGCUGCAACUUCUAUUUGCAUUCUUGGCACACACUCAGCGCGCAGCAUAUGCUCCACAGAGUUUCUUUGAAGAAUCAAGACCACCGUGGUUCACCCCUGGGUCCCAGCAAGAUUGUUCCGAAUACCUAAGGUUCCUUUUGGAUAGGUUACAUGAAGAAGAAAAGACUUGCAGAAUGGUGUGUGAGAAUUCCCCACCAACCUGCGUUGGUGAAAGCUCUGCGUUCGAGUGUGGCUCUGGAGGGCAUCCUGAAGAAAUAUCAUCUCUCACUGAAUCAAAUCUGGCAAGAGUGGAUGGGAAAACACUUACAGAGAAAAUGUUUGGAGGCAAACUGCAGACUACAAUACACUGUCUAAACUGUAAAAGCACCUCACAGAAACAAGAGGCAUUCACUGACCUUCCUUUGGCCUUUCCACCAUGCCUUGAGGACAUGGUCGAAGCUGGAUCAACACAGUUGUUUGUCCCAGCAGAGUAUGGAAGCAAAAUGCCUGCGUGUUGUACUGCAGUAAUCUCCGACACUCUUCACCCUGCACCUGCAGACGUUCAUGACCUUCAGGUGGAAGAAGUGGGACAUAGAUCAGAGGCAGAGGAUGAAAGGCUUCAAACAUUUCCACUACAGCCCGUUAAUUCAAUACAAUCUGAUAAACUAGUCACAGUUCACAGCAAUAAAUCUGUUGACCAGAAUGAUAAAACUAAGUCUGUCCCUAAUCUAAUAAACUACUUUUUGGCCCCAGAGAUACUCAAUGGAGAGAACAAAUAUUACUGUGAAAAUUGUGCCUCUUUGCAGAAUGCACAAAAGGUGAUGCAGGUUGUCGAUGAACCCGAAUACCUCAUUCUCACUCUCCUACGGUUUUCAUACGAUUCAAAAAGUCACGUCAGGCGGAAAAUCCUGGAUGAUGUGACACUUCCCCUCAUUUUACAGUUGCCAGUUGAAAAGAAAAUUCCCAAAUCGCUUGCAAUCAGCCAACCAUUGUUAUCUGAUUCCCCCGAAAACCUGCCUAAAAAAUUGAAGCCUUCUGGCUCAGUAAAUUCAAGUGAUUCGCAGUCGGUAUCUUACCAUCUCUGCUCAAUCGUCGUGCAUUCUGGGAUGUCAUCUGAGAGUGGCCACUAUUACUGCUAUGCCAGAAACACUGGCUCGGGAUCCAUCGGCCAAUUGUGUUAUAAGACUGACCUGGCCGGCUUGUCCUCUCCAAGCUAUAUGACAGAUAAUGACAAUUCCAGUAGCACGUCGGUUAUUUGGCAUGAACCAAACUGCAAAGAGCCUUCGAAGGAAUGGUUUCUGUUCAAUGACAGCAGAGUGACCUUUACGUCCUUUCAAUCCGUUCAGAACAUUACCAGCAGGUUUCCCAAGGACACCGCAUAUGUCUUGUUUUAUAGAAAGCAGGAGGAGAAUGAUGCCAUCUACCCAAGUACAGUAAAUGGGCUCUGGGUGAACGGAGAUCCACCUCUGCAGAAAGAACUCAUGGACGCCAUUACAAGAGACAACAAGCUUUAUCUACAGGAACAAGAGUUAAAUGCUCGUACCAGAGCAUUGCAGGCGUCCUCUACGUGUUCAUUUCGUCCACAUAGUUUUGAUGACAGUGACCCACCGGGGAGCUGUGGCCCAAGUGGAGGUGGUGGGGGCGGAAGCGGAGGGUUUAAUACUAUUAGCCGUCUUGUCUUCUGAGAAUCAACUUUCAACAAGGGCCAACUUUCUUCCCCUACUUCUCCCCCUCUCUCAUUGAUGAUUGGAGGAAACAGGCGCUGUCACUCUGUGGCUCAGAAUAUAUAUUAAUGAAAUCUCAAGAUGCUUCCAACUGUUCUGCUUGUUUUUCCCAAUUGAGGGGGGAAAAAUGAAUUUAGCAGCUCAAGGAGCCUGGGGUUGAAAAGGCGAGAAAACAUACAUGAUUGCAAUAAUUUUUAAUGUUUGUAGCUUUCUUAACCUUGCUCCUAAAUUUGACCAUAACUAUAUUUGCAUGUUUAGAUUGAUUUUUGUAAAUAAGCAUUCAGCAUUGCAUUGUGUAUUUGUAUAAUGGCUGUAAAUACAUUUCAAGUGAACUUUUCAAAUUCAUGUAUUCAAAGUAUGGAAAUGGUCAUUUUUAAAUUGCCACAUUUCUGGCGUCGGAUUUCUUUCAUAUUUUUUUAUUUUUACCGUGCAUACAGCAUCUUGCAACUUCAGGGAGCAUUACAUCAUAGAUUUGAUUGCAAUUCAUUCCCCCAACCCCUCCACGUUCCUUUACAACGCCCCAUCUUUCUUUGCUCGUGUGUGCCUUGAGAUCUGUACAGACCGGGUGCAUUUUAGAAUCCAAAAUCUGAAGGUUCUAUUUUUUUUUUAACUACCAUCUUUGGGAGAGGGAGAAGAAUCACUUGUAUGUUUAUCACAGAUGUAUCUUAACAUCGUAAAACUGUUUACGUUUUUGAAGUUUCUAAGAAACCCUGCCAUCACUUGAAGAGAUUUGAGGUUUAUUGCACAUGCACACUAAAUAUAAGCAAGUAAUGAAAGUGUUUUCCGGUGUUUGUUCAUGGGUGCUGCAGCGAUUUUAACUCCUGAAUAAUUCAAAACAUUGUCAAACUUAUGUUGGGAAUUGUUCUACCGUUGUGCUAAGAAGAGUUGAAAAAAGCAAUAUUUAUAAUUAAAUAUUUCAAUAUAUAGCGCAGAAGUAGACCAUGUGAUCCUGCAAAACAACAAUACUGGAAAAAUGUUGGAUUUUAUUCAGUAACAAGUUUUCACUAAAUUAUUGAUUUUUUUACUUUAGAAGUGCACUGCUAUGCUUUAGGAUAUGAAAUUAAAAAAAAUUCAAGUCCUAUUUUGCAUAUGAUCUUUUUCUUCCCACAACUAUAUUCAGGGUGUAGCAAUAAUCAAUGAAUGCUGAGAAUCUUUUUGGAAAUUGCCUUUAUUUAAUAUCUAAUAUUAAACACUGAUGCAACAAUGCUUUUCCAUAA
Molecule: messenger RNA, 4521 nt
Organism: Amblyraja radiata (thorny skate)
Lineage: Eukaryota; Metazoa; Chordata; Chondrichthyes; Rajiformes; Rajidae
Gene: usp38
Product: ubiquitin specific peptidase 38
Exons: 11
Coding region: 140-3265 (1041 amino acids)
Biological process (GO): protein deubiquitination; ubiquitin-dependent protein catabolic process
Cellular component (GO): nucleus; cytosol
Molecular function (GO): cysteine-type deubiquitinase activity
Source: RefSeq, a predicted model, not a curated record